AUGAAUAAUUCUAAAUUUCCAAAUUAUAUUUAUAAAACUAUAAUUAACUUUUUAAUUGAAUAUAAUUAUAAACAUAAACAAUCAUUAAAAGCAUAUAAAAACUUAUUAAAUUAUAAUAAUGAAGUUAUUCAACUUUCUCUAGUAUCAAAAAAGUGGUUUGAGUUAGUGUCAAUCUCUUUAAAAGAAAUUUUAAAAUUUAAAAAUAUUAAAUUAUUAUCAAAUUUAAUAGAUUAUAAAAAUAUUAAAAAUAAAAAUAAAAUAAUUAAUUAUUCAUUAAGUAUUAAUAAUAAUGAUAAUCACAACAAUAAUAAUAAUAAUCAACCAUCUUUAUUAAGAAUUCAUCAAUAUAAAAAAAGUAAACAUAUUAAUAAUUAUUAUAAUAUGCAACCAAUUUAUAAAAAAGUAUUAUUAGUUUCAAAAAAUCAUCAAGAUUCUAUGGAUAUUAUAAAAUCGAUUAAAAAUUAUCCACCAAAUUAUUUAUUUAAUAUAAGAGUAUCAUCAAAUGGACCUGCUUUUUUAGUGAAUCAAUUUGGAAAAUUAAAAGAAUUUUUAUUAUUAAAUAUUGGUAAUGAUAAUGAUGAAGGAUUGGAAAUAAUUGAAAAUAAUUUAAAACUAAAUGUAACAAUAGAUUCGAUAGUAAAAGAAAAAACUACAACAACAUCAACAAUGGAAACUACAGAAAAAUUAUUAUUAAAUAGAAUUAAUAAAAUUAAAUUCUGUGGUAAUUAUUGUGGUAGUAAUAGUUUUGAUCCUACAGAAGUUUUUAAGAAAUUAAGUGAAUUAAACCCAAAGAGAUUAGAAUUUAAUAGUUUUAUGGAAAAACCAAUUACAAGACUCCCAUUUGAAGUUUUUAAUUUAAAAUCAUUAAAAUCAUUAAAAAUAAAUGAUUCUUCUAUUUUAGAACCAAGUUGUCUUUCAAAAAUUGAUAAUCAAACUACAAAAUUAAAAAAGCUAACUACUUAUUUACCAUUUAAUCUAUAUGUAGAAGCUUUUAAUUCUAGAGAUGAUAACUAUAUUAAAGAGUAUGGUUGGGGUCAACUCUUUGAAAUAUUAUCAAAUAAUAGAACAAUUAAAAAACUACAUAUUAAAUAUAUUUUCUUAUCAUCAAGACGUUAUUUAGAUUAUAUGAAUGCUAAAUGUAUUGACCCAUUUAAACAAAAUACAAAUAAAUUAAACCAAUAUUUUAGUUUAAUUUUUGAUAAUAAUAAUAAUAAUAAUGGUAGUGGUAGUAGUGGUUGUAUAAUUGAAACUUUAAUAAUUGAUAAAUGGUAUUUCAUAAAUUCAAUACUUUAUAAUUCAUUAUCAUUAAAUAAAUCAAUUAUAAAUUUAAAAUUAUUUGACCAAUUUGUUGAACCAUUCUUUGAAUUUGUUUUACCAAUAAAUAAAACAAUUAGAAAUUUAUAUUUAAAGAAUCCAAUACUUGGUAAAAAGAAUUUAUUUGAUAUUUUUAAAAAAUAUUUUAAUUUAAUUUUAAAUUUAUAUUCAAUUUCAAUUGUAUUUAUAAUUACAAAAGUAACAUCAACAUUUAUUGAAAAACAAAUUGAUUUAAUUAAAAAUUAUUAUUUAUCAUUAUCACAAUCAGAAACUUCAAAUUUAAAAGAAAUUAAUUUUUUAAUAGAUUAUAAAGGAUUUAAAUUAGAAAAUAAUAAAAAAAUUAUAAAUUUUACUAAAGUUUAUAAUAUUAUAAUUUCAAAAAUACCAAUAAAUUUUGUAUAA
Messenger RNA from Dictyostelium discoideum AX4, 1716 nucleotides. RefSeq lists its product as hypothetical. Lineage: Eukaryota; Evosea; Eumycetozoa; Dictyosteliales; Dictyosteliaceae. The coding region runs from base 1 to 1716 and encodes 571 amino acids. The record is from RefSeq and is a predicted model, not a curated record. The transcript has a single exon.